UCUUACCUAUUUUCACCCAAUUUCAGCCCUCUCCCUGGCAUCCUCACCCUCCUCCUUUCUUCCAUCUUAAAUCUUCCCCUCCCCCCUCCAUCUCACUCCUUGACCCUCUCCACUUGCACCCAACUCUCCAUCCAUCCCUCUCCUCGUCCCUGUCCCUCCCAGAAGACUUCCGCCAUGGAUUCAGGACCUCCUUGGACGGCCAACCCCACCCCUGGAGGCACUCUCUCUGUCCCCAAUGCCACCACACCCUGGCUGGGCCGGGAUGAGGAACUGGCCAAGGUGGAGAUUGGAGUGUUGGCCACUGUCCUGGUGCUGGCGACAGGGGGCAACCUGACUGUGCUGCUGACCUUGGGACAGCCAGGCCGCAAGCGCUCCCGCAUGCACCUGUUUGUGCUGCACCUGGCCCUGACGGACCUGGGCGUGGCGCUCUUCCAGGUGCUGCCCCAGCUGCUGUGGGACAUCACCUACCGCUUCCAGGGCCCUGACCCUCUCUGCCGGGCCGUUAAGUACCUACAGGUGCUCAGCAUGUUCGCCUCCACUUACAUGCUGCUGGCCAUGACGCUGGACCGCUACCUGGCCGUUUGUCACCCUCUGCGCAGCCUCCAGCAGCCCAACCGGUCCACCUACCCACUCAUCGCAGCCCCCUGGCUGCUGGCCGCCCUCCUCAGCCUCCCUCAAGUCUUCAUUUUUUCUUUGCGAGAGGUGAUCCAGGGCUCCGGCGUGCUGGACUGCUGGGCCGACUUCCGCUUCCCUUGGGGGCCACGGGCCUACAUCACCUGGACCACCCUGGCCAUCUUCAUCCUGCCUGUGGCCACGCUCACGGCCUGCUACAGCCUCAUCUGCCACGAAAUCUGCAAGAACCUAAAAGUCAAGACUCAGGCCUGGAAGGUAGAAGGAGGGGGUAGGAGGACUUGGAAUGAGCCCUUACCUUUGGCCCAGGCUGCCGCCAUGCGGGGGCUGCCCUCCCGGGUCAGCAGCAUCAGUACCAUCUCACGGGCCAAGAUCCGAACUGUGAAGAUGACCUUUGUCAUUGUGCUGGCCUACAUCGCCUGCUGGGCACCUUUCUUCAGUGUCCAGAUGUGGUCUGUAUGGGAUGAGAAUGCCCCUGACGAAGAUUCAACGAAUGUGGCUUUCACCAUCUCCAUGCUUUUGGGCAACCUCAGCAGCUGCUGCAACCCCUGGAUCUACCUGGGCUUCAACAGCCACCUGUGGCCACGCCCCCUGCGCCAUCCUGUCUGCUGCCGAGGCCCCGGGCCCCGUGUGCGCAGGCAACUCUCCAGCAGCAGCCUGUCCAGCCGCCGCACCACCCUGCUGACCCGCUCCAGCGGCGCCCCCAACCCCAGCCUCAGCCCCAGACUCAGCGGGAGGCUGGAGCCCCAAGACUCACUGAAGAACUCGGAGCCGGUGGACAGGGAUGGCACCACCGAGACCGGCAUCUUUUAG
Molecule: messenger RNA, 1443 nt
Organism: Phacochoerus africanus (Common warthog)
Lineage: Eukaryota; Metazoa; Chordata; Mammalia; Artiodactyla; Suidae
Gene: AVPR1B
Product: arginine vasopressin receptor 1B
Exons: 2
Coding region: 175-1443 (422 amino acids)
Biological process (GO): regulation of systemic arterial blood pressure by vasopressin; G protein-coupled receptor signaling pathway; positive regulation of vasoconstriction
Cellular component (GO): membrane
Molecular function (GO): vasopressin receptor activity; peptide binding
Source: RefSeq, a predicted model, not a curated record